This is a messenger RNA of Danaus chrysippus (African queen), 1719 nucleotides long. The record is from the annotation of a GenBank genome assembly. Lineage: Eukaryota; Metazoa; Arthropoda; Insecta; Lepidoptera; Nymphalidae.
AUGGAGGGUAUUAAGUUCGACGAGGCAAAUGUUGGCACGAAACUAGCGGAGGAGUAUUUGAAGAAAAAUUCAGUAUUUAAAUCAAAAGGAUUCGCCGACAGUGAUAGAUUCACGUUCAACGAUCACAAAAACACAAUAUACUACACUAAUUACACAAGAAAUCUCGGGGCUGUGGUGCUGACUAAAGAUGUGAGUGAGAUUCCAUUAAAAUUGAUGAAACUGGCCAAGAAAAUUGAGGAGAAUGUCGAACUAUUCUGCCAAUUGGAAUUAUUACUGCGAAAGAUUCCCGUAGAAGACACAGAACGCAUAGAUUUGAAACUCAUGACACAAAACUUUAUGUAUCACAGUUCGUUAAAAUGCUCGAAAGAAGCGACGAGUACAGCUAAUACUAUAUCCCUACUCUGUUCAUCUGAUAUAUGUUCUCGUGUUCUUCCUCACGUGUUCACAGCUCGUCAGAUAACGUUCGACUCGUCCACGCCGCUGCUGGCUUUGAGUUUCAUCAGUCAAGUACUGAUGGGCCACAUGCCGAAGGUGGUCAUUGAAUGCACCAAGGAAACAGCACCCGUCGCCACACUCUUCAUUGAACUAUGUCACCAAGUCGGAUUGGAGGGAAAGGUACUUCUAGCGAUUUUACCUGAAGUUAUAGACGGCGGGGCCUCCAAAGUGACUAUGGAUUUUAAGAAAAUGAGAGAGUUUCUGAACGGCUGCGUGGGUGUUGUUAGCGGGAAAAGUGACAUCGACUCAGCUGUCGAAUGCUUCUUAGACGCGUCCAGUAGAUAUCCGUGGGCAUUGAGAAAGAUCUUCGUUCAAGAGAAUGCUGUGGAAAGAUUCACCACCACCAUGACCUGGAAGGAGGAGAAACAGAUGGAAGCGACUUCAGCCGGGAACAACAAGAGCGACUCGGACCGAGAAAUAUCAUACUUUUUCGGAGACAAAACGUUUCUGAUGAGGCCCGGUCGGGAUAGUACUGAACAUGAUAAUAAUGUCAUCAUUCUGGAGGCCUUUAGGACGGUCAAGGAACUGAUAGGUCUACUUGCGAAGGAGAAACCAUUCGCGCUUUCCAUCUGGUGCAGUGAUGUUUCAGAGACCAAUGAGCUAGCCCACAACGUUGACGCCAGCAUCGUGUGGGUCAAUGACCUCGCCAACUUCGAAGGACCACCUCGCUCCUCGCAAGCGUUCUUCUCCCUCAUAGAUAUAUACUUCAGUUCUCAGCAUAUCGAACAACUCCCUGAAAUCGCUGAAUUGACGAAGCUCAAACAAUCCUGGUUGGGACUUAGUGUUGACCAAAGAAAAGCUGUAGUACGUGAUGCGUUGACCAAAAUUGAUAGGAACCAGUCUAAGAAAAUGUUAGAGGUUCUUGAUGAUUUGAACAGUGAAUUGGAUAGUUUUGUACACCUCACUAAGAAUGUGAUAGCCACUGGCAUUGAGCUACAACCACAAGUGAUGAUGCCGAGCGCCAUGUACGACUACGGACUAGAAUCUUCUAUAAUAUCUUACAUUAUAAAAGGCGGUGCACUACUCCUACAUAUUCCUCCGCGUGACUUGCCAGUGAAAAGCAAAGAUAUUUCUUACAUGUUUUAUGAUAACUUACGGAACAUGGCCGGCCCCGUAAUAUUUCUAGAUAAAGAAUAUAAAAUCGGUGACAUUGCCAUUAUAAGGCAUCCGAUUAAAAGAUUCAAAGUCAUUUGGACCAAUUUUGGAACCAUAUUCGCUAAUUAA